This is a messenger RNA of Python bivittatus (Burmese python), 6694 nucleotides long. The record is from RefSeq and is a predicted model, not a curated record. Lineage: Eukaryota; Metazoa; Chordata; Lepidosauria; Squamata; Pythonidae.
AUGCAAUGGCAUAUUUCCCGCUGCAGCCGUCUUACUGCAAAAUUGACUUGGUGGACCUUUCUGCGACUUCGCGAAGAUGUACCUCAGAAUGAUCGUGUCCUUAUUCUGUUCCUUACAGCAAAGCGAAGCGUGUCCUGCAAGCACCCGAUGACCAUGUUUGUCUGUCCGGCAAACGACCCCAGAGCUAAAGGAGUGGAGUGCAUGAAGACCUGCCAGACGUACGAGCUGGGCUGCGUCAGUCACGGGUGCAUAUCGGGCUGCCUCUGCCCCGCUGGAUGGGUGAGACAUGGAAACAAAUGUUUGGUCCCUGAAAAAUGCCCCUGUUUCCACAAUGGACAAGACUAUGCUCCAGGACAAACAGUGACAAAAGAUUGCAAUACCUGUACUUGCCGUGCUCGAAAAUGGGAAUGCACCGAAAACAUCUGUGAUGGAAAGUGUUCGGUCGUUGGUACAGCUCAUUAUUUGACCUUUGAUGGGCUGAAGUACAGAUUUCCUGGCAACUGUCAGUACGUGCUUGUUCAGGACCACUGCGAGGAUGGCGAUGCUGGGUCCUUUCGGAUACUGGUUGCCAACGAGGGAUGUGGCUUCACGGGAGAGACGUGCACGAGAAGGAUCACUGUUUUGUUUGACAACGGGGAGAUUGAGCUGCACAGCGGAGAAAUUAAUGUCCUGACACCUCCUAGAGAAGAAGGCAACUUGGAAGUCUUGAAAUCUGGCCGCUACUAUAUUCUGAUAUUGGGACAAGGAAGAAUCUCCCUGACUUGGGACCAAAACAUGGGAAUUACUGUUAUCUUGAAAGAAAACUACAAAGAUCAAGUCUGUGGCCUCUGCGGGAAUUUUGAUGGCAUCCCAAACAACGACCUGAGAAGCAGCCGGAGGCAGAUCGAAGUCGAUCCAAGCGACUUUGGGAACUCGUGGAAAGUUCACCCGCAGUGCGCUGACGUCCGAAAGCAGCUUUCUCAAGGGCAGGACCUGGCUUCUUCGUUGUGCAGUGGUAAUAUAGCGAAACAGGUGAUGGUGGAGACAUCGUGCAGUGUCUUGAAUAGCGAUCUCUUCAAAGAGUGCAAAAAACUGGUGGAUCCUGAGCCUUAUGUGGAUAUCUGCACAUAUGACACCUGUACUUGUGAGUCCAUCGGGGACUGUGCCUGUUUUUGUGAUGCUCUCGCUGCUUACGCUCACGCCUGUGCCCAGAACGGGGCAGUGAUCCACUGGAGGUCUCCUACUCUAUGCCCGCAAAGUUGUGAAAGUAUGAACAAAGUGGAGGAGGAAUAUCAGUGUGAAUGGCGAUACAACAGCUGUGGUCCUGCCUGUCCAAGGACAUGCCAGCACAUGGAUCCAAUACCGUGUCCCGUGAAGUGUGUCGAAGGAUGCCAUCCACACUGCCCUGCAGGAAAAAUUCUUGAUGAGCUUUCUGAGUCUUGUAUCAAACUCGAGGAGUGUCCAGUGUGCGAAGUAGAAGGUCGCAGGAUUUCUCAUGGGAAGAAGAUAAUUUUGAACUCGGAGAAUGCUCAGCUCUGCCAAUCCUGCCAUUGUGAAGUACGGAACUUGACAUGUCACCCAUGUGAUCCAGAAGAGGUUGGCAAAAUCUUGCCCACUGUUGGUCCAGAGGAAGAAGAGGAAGGAGAAGAAGGAGAAGAAGGAGGAGAAGAAGAAGUCGUCACACGUGAAUAUUCUUGUAGCAAAAUGAUGGACCUUGCCAUCCUUAUGGAUGGUUCCAAUAAGCUUUCAGAGAGUGAUUUCGAAGAGCUGAAAAGUUUCAUAAUUAGCAUGAUGGAAAAACUCCACAUCUCCCAAAAACGAAUUCGCUUGGCAAUCCUGGAAUACCGCACUGGUUCACACAUUUACCUUGGCCUGAAGGAUAUUAAAAGGCCAUCUAAAAUGAGGAAGAUUGUGCAAAAUAUAAAAUACACUGGUGGAGAUGUAGCCUCUGCCACUGAGGUACUCAAAUAUGUUGUGUUCCAUGUGUUUGGCAAGGCACCGCGCACAAACGCCGCCAGAAUUGCUGUGUUGUUUACAGCAAGCAAGGACACCAAGAAAGUUCAGGCAAUCUUUCCACUUUUGAAAAAGAAGAAAAUUAUUGUGAUACCGGUUGGGCUUGGGCCCCACGUCAGCACAGAACAAAUUGAAUUAAUUGAGAGGCAGUCACCAGAAAACAGAGCUUACAUACUGGACAGUGUCCUUGAGUUAAGGCAGCGCAAGGAUGAAAUAAUCGAUUACUUCUGUGGUCUUGUGCCUGAAGUGAGUGCUAUAUUUUCCACCCGAAGCCCAGUUCCAACUCUUCCCAGCAUUGGUGCAGUGACGGUACCAGCAAGCGGUCGUGAAGUAGGCUCAACGGAGAUUUCUGUUUCUGUUCACAAGAUACGUGACAUUGUCUUUUUAAUUGAAGGGUCCCACGAAGUUGGCGAGGACAAUUUUGAUAGGAUCAAAGAAUUUCUUAUCCGUACAAUCCGGGAGUUGGAAAUAGGAGAGGAAACCAUUCGCAUUAGCAUCGUGCAGUAUUCCUUUACCAUCACCGUGGAGUAUUCCUUCAAGGAACAUCAGUCAAAGGAGCUUCUGAUUAAGAAGGUGCAGGAGAUGAAAUUCCAGGGAGGAAACGCAACCAACACUGGACAGGCUCUCAAUUAUAUCUCUGAACAAUCGUUUACCACCAGCAGAAGAACAGAGCAAGUGCCGCACUUGGUUUACAUGGUAACUGCAAAUCCUGCCACAGAUACCAUCACUCGCCCAUCCAGCGAUGUCCAAAUUAUUCCUAUUGGCAUAAGGCCCAAUGCAGACAUCCAGGAACUCCAAGAAUUAAGCCAGCCACAGGCUCCUAUUAUCAUAGACGGCUUUAACAAACUCAUCCAAGAAGGGCCUGACUUGGUACUCAAGACAUGCUGCUCGAAGGAAGGAAUUUGCAGCAAGCCAAUGGAUGUGGUAUUUCUUCUGGAUGGAACUUCAAACGUUGAAGAGUCACAGUUUGAGGAAAUGAAACGUUUUGUGAAAGCAUUUAUUGAGCACGCUGAUGUUGGCCAUUCUUCAACUCAAGUGGCAGUGCUUCAAUAUGGAAAAGUGAACUCUCUGGAAAUUUCAUGGAACGUACUCCAGGAAAAAACAGAUCUUCUGAAAAGGGUGGAUGCCAUCCAUCAAAGAGAGCAAGGCCCCAGCAAACUAGGGGAAGCAAUAGACUUCAUGGUUCAGCAUGCCAUUUCCGAAGUCAACGGAGGGAGGCCCAACGCAUCCAAAAUUGCUGUGAUUAUUGUGGCAGGCACCUCAAGAGAUGCCGUGGAACCUGCUGUGUAUUCUGCAAGAAUCAAUAGGGUAUCGCUGCUUCCCAUUGGUGUUGGGACCAAAUAUAAUGCAGAACAAUUGAAGUCUUUAGCCGGGCCGUCUGCUAAAGACAUGAUCAUUAAGUUGCAACACUUUGAAGAUCUUUCCACCAUGAGCACGUUGGGUGAUGAAUUUAUAACGAAACUUUGUACAGAGACUGCACGGGAGUGUAUAGAUGAAGAGGGGAAUAUAAGAGCACCCGGUGACAAAUGGAAGCUGCUGGAUCGGUGUUAUAUUGUGACUUGCUUACCGGGUGGCCGCACAGAACUGAACAGCCACCGAUAUAUUUGUGAGAAGAUGGCCAAGCCAACAUGUCACAACAAUUUCCCUGCUGUUAAAGUGGAAGAAACAUGCGGCUGCCAUUGGGUGUGUCCAUGCACAUGCAUGGGAAGUUCAACCAGACAUAUUGUCACCUUUGAUGGACUGGAUUUUAAGCUAACGGGCAACUGUUCUUACACCUUGUUUGAAGACAAAGACGACGAUAUUCAAGUGCUUCUUCACAAUGGAGCAUGCAGCUCAGCCCCCAAACUCAACUGCAUGAAUGCCAUGGAGGUCACAUACAAGGGCUUCUCUGUGCAGCUCUACAGCAACAUGACGGUGGCUGUGAAUGGCAAAGCAGUUAUUCCCCCAUACAGUAACGGUCAAGUUGAAGUUAAUGUCUACGGGACAAUAAUGCAUGAAGUCAAGUUCUUGCAAGAGGACCACACCAUUGCCUUCACUCCAAGCAACAAUGAAUUCACAUUGCAACUUAGCCCAAAGAGUUUUGCCUCAAAAAUGUAUGGACUUUGUGGGGUUUGUGACCAAAACAGCGGGAAUGACCUGCUGCUAAAGAAUGACUCCAUCGCUCGUGACAUCAGCACUUUCAUCCAGGACUGGACCGUCAAGCAACCCGGCAGGAUCUGCAAGGAGAGGCGGGCCGAGAGUUGCGCUGCGCAUGCCACCACGCGCUGCAGCCUCUUGCUUUCGCCUUCUUUUUACGACUGCCAUCAGGUCAUUCCUCCAAACACGUUCUACGCAGCGUGUGAAGAAAACAACUGCUUCGGGGAGGAAGUGUGUGAGGUUAUAGCGUCCUACGCCCAUCUUUGCCGAGUGCACGGAGUUUGUGUGGACUGGAGAACCCCGGACUUCUGUGCCAUGAAAUGCCCACCCUCCCUAAUCUAUCAGCACUGCCAGAAAGGCUGCACAAAACACUGUGAGAACGGGACCAACAUGCAGAUCUGCACAGACUACCCCACGGAGGGCUGCUUCUGUCCCCAGGGACAAGUCACCCUAGAUGGCGGCUGCGUUCACGACGACAUCUGCUCCCAGUGCAUCAGCGAAGAUGGAGCUCGCCAUCAGCCCUUGGACACGUGGAUUCCUCCCAUGGAGCCCUGCAAGGUCUGCAUGUGCCUGGAGAACAGGACCAUAAGCUGCGCUGCUCAGCCGUGCACCACCGCCAAGCCCAUUCUUUGUGGCCCCUGCGAGGCUCCAAGACUGCAGAGGGAUUCCAGUCAGUGCUGCCCGGUCUUUGAAUGCGUCUGCGAUCUGACCACUUGUAAAUUGCCUCUAAUACCUCAGUGUGAAAAUGGUCUCCAAUUGAUCCAGACAAAUCCUGGAGGAUGUCGACCAGACUAUGCUUGCGUCUGUAAAAAGGAGGCCUGCAAGUCACAGCCCAGGCCGUCCUGCCCGUCACACCGUGAACUGACUGUGAAGAAGACUCAGUGCUGCGAUGAAUAUCAGUGUGUUUGUAGCUGCAGCAACUCGACAGUGACCUGCCCGCCAGGCUACCUCUCAUCCUCCGUCACGAAUGACUGUGGCUGCACCUCUACCACUUGCAUCCCAGAGCAGGUGUGUGUCCACCACAAUGUUGUCUAUCCUCUUGGGAUGACUUGGGAGGAAGGCUGUAAGGAGUGUUCUUGCACGGACAUGAAAGAUGCUGUUACAGGACUCCAAAUUACAGAGUGUCUCGAGAAGGAAUGCAGCAAGACCUGCCCACCGGGAUAUAGAUACGUCAACAAAGAAGGGGCAUGCUGUGGAAGAUGUCUCAGAACUAUGUGUGAAGAUACGUCACGCUGGUCUCGAGGAGAUGAAGACGUCACUUGGCAUAACGUUGGCUCUGAGUGGCCGUCUCCGUCUGAUCCCUGCAUCAUCAAAAAAUGUGUCCGUGUGAAUGAGGAAGUCUUUAUUCAGGCCAGGAACGUCUCAUGCCAACCGAGGGAGCCCAUCAGUUGUCCGUUUGCAACAGAGCUGCGUUGUAAACAGAAGUCUGGGUGCUGCCCUUCCUGUAGCUGUGAACCCGUGAACGGCUGUAUCUUGAAUGGCACAGUUCUUGCGCCAGGGAAACGCAUGUUGCUGGAUCAGUGCACCAGUUGCCAGUGUACCACACAGCAGGGGCUGUAUCUGACGUAUAAAUUGACAUGUGGGAAAAUUACUUGCGAACCUUGUCCCAAGAAUUACAGGAUGGAGAAAACCUCUGGCUCCUGUUGUGGGAAAUGCUUGCCCACUCGGUGCAACAUCCAGCUGCGGGACGGAACCAUUUUGUACCUGAAGCCAAAUGAAACAGUCCGAGAUGGAUGUGACACUCAUCUUUGCAAGGUGAACCAGAAAGGCGACUUUAUCUGGGAGAGGAAGAUCACUGGUUGCCCUCCAUUUGAUUCUAAGAAAUGCUUAGCUGAAGGAGGUAAAGUUACAAAACUGGGCAAUACCUGCUGUGAAACAUGUGUCGAGCCCGAAUGCAAGCAAAUCACAGGCAGGCUGGAAUUUGUGAAAGUAGAUGACUGCGUGAAUGAAAACCAGCUGAAUAUCCAUUACUGUGAGGGCAAGUGUACGAGCAAAGCCAUUUACAACAUUACCCUGAACCACAUUGAAGAUGUGUGCACCUGCUGCUCAGCGACAGUCACCGACCCCAUGGACGUCCCCUUGCGCUGUGCCAAUGGCUCCGUGGUCCUUCACAAAGUGCUUAAUGCCAGAGAGUGCGAAUGCCUCUCUCGGAAAUGCCAGCCGUGAUCACGUAACGGGGAGCUUAUGCCUGUCAAACUUUUUAUCCAGACGCCAGAAAAUGUACAAUCUGCUUUUAAUUUCCUUUGGGCAUUGGGAGGAUUUUGAUAUUGGUCUAAUCAAAGCGAUGUAACCCAACCCAAGCAAUAAACCGCAUAGCUUGGAUGUUUUACUUUUGACUGUUUCAGGGUAUUUUGAGAAAGCCCAAAGAAUUCACAUCAUUCGGAGUACUGUUUUGGGUCAGUAUUCCAUCAAAGGACUUCAACCCAUGGGAUGAACUAAUACAAUGAUUUCAGCAUAUAGUUAUUCUCAUUUCAGUUACUUUUAUGGUGAGUGACUAACUCUGACUCAGAUCAGAGUUAUCUGGCUUCUGUUACAAGCUUGAAUAAAACAUUUGACUAAAACGUGA